Messenger RNA from Coccinella septempunctata (seven-spotted ladybird), 1562 nucleotides. RefSeq names its product probable pyruvate dehydrogenase E1 component subunit alpha, mitochondrial. The transcript is spliced from 8 exons. The coding region runs from base 146 to 1324 and encodes 392 amino acids. NCBI's taxonomy places the organism in Eukaryota, Metazoa, Arthropoda, Insecta, Coleoptera, Coccinellidae. Gene Ontology annotation, molecular function: pyruvate dehydrogenase (acetyl-transferring) activity. Gene Ontology annotation, biological process: pyruvate decarboxylation to acetyl-CoA. Gene Ontology annotation, cellular component: intracellular membrane-bounded organelle. The record is from RefSeq and is a predicted model, not a curated record.
ACCUUUCUAAAGUUUGAAGGACGUGGGAAUCUUCAAGUGCCUACUGUGUUUUUAUUCGAUUUUCUAAAAUGUUACCAACUUGUGUUAGAUCUAUUGGAAAAAAGACCUUAGACAAUAAAGUUAUAAGCUAAAUACUUAGUAAAAUAUGGCAAAGAAGAUUUUCCUCAAGCUGAAAACUAAUGCAGCAGGCAUAAUCUCCAAGCUCAAUAAUGGGUUUGCUUCUGAAGCUACGUUUGAAACAAAACCCUACAGACUUCAUAAAUUAGAACAAGGUCCUUCAACAAGUGUCUCUAUAAACAGAGAAGAUGCUCUGAAAUAUUUUCAUCAAAUGCAGACAAUUCGUAGGUUAGAAACCAGUGCUGGUAAUUUAUAUAAAGAAAAGAUUGUGAAGGGAUUUUGCCAUCUUUAUUCAGGGCAGGAAGCAGUAGCAGUAGGAAUAAAAAGUGCCCUCCGUCCCCAUGACUCGGUGAUAACUGCAUACAGAGAUCAUGGUUGGUGUUAUUUAUUUGGAGUUAGUGUUGAAGGUGUUCUAACUGAAUUGACAGGUAGAAGAACAGGUUGUGCCAGAGGUAAGGGAGGCUCUAUGCACAUGUACACAGACAACUUUUAUGGUGGCAAUGGAAUUGUGGGUGCUCAGGUACCUUUAGGUGUAGGGUUAGCUUUUGCCGCUAAAUAUAAAGGAACUGAUGGUGUCAGCAUUGCAUUAUACGGAGAUGGAGCCUCCAAUCAAGGGCAGGUUUUCGAAGUCUAUAAUAUUGCCAAAUUGUGGAAUAUUCCUUGCAUUUUUGUUGCUGAAAACAAUGGAUAUGGCAUGGGUACGAGUGCUGAACGAUCUUCCGCCAGUACGGAAUAUUAUUCUCGUGGAGACUACAUUCCAGGAAUCUGGGUAGAUGGUAUGGAUGUACUGGCUGUAAGAGAAGCUUUCAGAUUUGCUGUAGAUUAUUGCAAGAGUGGAAAGGGACCUCUAGUCAUAGAAACUGCCACCUACAGGUAUUCUGGACAUUCAAUGUCAGAUCCAGGAACCAGUUAUAGAACUCGUGAAGAAAUUCAAGAAGUGAGACAAACCAGAGAUCCUAUAACAUCUUUCAAAGAAAAAAUAAUAUCAAGUAAUCUUGUAACUCCGGAAGAACUCAAGAAAAUCGAGGGCGAGAUCAGAACUGUUGUUGAUGAAGCAACGAAAAAAGCCAAAACAGAACCUGAAAUUGGAUUGGAAGAACUCACCGCAGAUAUUUAUGUCAAUAACCUUGAGGGAGACAUAAGAAAUAUAUCUCCAUUCAAUCCUCUCAAGCACAAAAGAAUUGGGCCUGCUGUAAACGAAAAAUGAUAGUGGGAAGAAAUCAACCUCGCAUAGCUAUAGACAUCAUUCUCCAAUAACGCAAAAUUUAUACACUGUUGAUAUUGUGUUCAUUGAAUUGUUGUUUUUUUGAAUCAUAUAUUUAUUUUCAAUUUUAUUGAACCUUUUUUUAUUCGGGAAUAGAACUGUGAGAAAUAACGAGAGUAAUUAUACAUAUAUACUGAGAUUAUUGUAUAUAAGAGGAAAUAAAGUUAUACAAAAGUGUUAA